CUAUUGCAGCAUCGAGCAGAAAUGUGGCUGUCAACUCGUAGGUCUGAAGAGAGAGAAAGAGAGGGAGAGAGAGAGAGCGAGAGAGAGAGAGGUUAGGAGCUCCGUACGCAUCCUGCUCCAGAUGGCGAUUUAAACGCAGACAGCAGGCUACAGAGGGAUAGAGAGAAUCACAAGACUGCACACUAGACCCGCGAGCUCAAAAUAAUCGAAAACUACAGAAUGAACCAAAACACGAAAUGAGCGAAAACAAAGACAACCAUUUAGGCGCUCGAAAUAUGAUAAAAGAUUUUUACUGACUGGAGUUGACAACAGCAUCUCAAGCCAAUUGUUUCAGUGGAAUGAGCGGUCCUAUAUGCCUGAAUAGUUGGAUCGGUUGGCAAUGACGGUCUGAGAAGCGUGGUGUCUGCUGAGCAAAACCGAGUGAUUCAUUCAGCUUUGACAUGAUCAAACAAAGGGAGACUAAUUUUACGGAUGUAUAAAGACUUGAUAUUGUAAAGUAAUUUGGACGAUUGUGUGCCAAACAACGGGUUCAAAGUCGUCUACCGAGGAGUAGCAUUUGGAACAAGCGGAUCCAUGCCCAAAUGAAUUUCAUAUUUUUACGUUGGAUGUAGCCUACCGCGCGCAUCGGACAAGGAUUUGUGAAGUAGCCUAUUUUCUCUGACAAUUUUAAGAUUACACAAAAUAUUUAUAUUUUGUAUCAGUUUGCCGACGGUGAGCACAAAUGUUAAUACAUAGCUAAAUCAACUAUCACUGUGGUUUCUUUACUGUAUUAGCCCAUCCUUGCUAACAGAAAAUGAGAUCUAAAACAGCUCACAUUUAGAUAACGAAGAGAAGUUGUGAUUCCCCCCCCCUCAAAAUCCAGAUAAACUGUUGGUUUUUACCAUCGAAAACGGACAGUAGACCAAAGACUUCUAUGUACUAAAGGAUCACAAAGCUCUGUCUAGCUUUGCGAUAUAGUUUUCAAUUUAUAUCUAAGAAGUGAAUUACCUCAUAAUUUAUUGAACCGAAAAGUCAACAACACCGCUUUGAAUCCAAAGGAAACAUUUUUUUUUUUUUUUUUGACUGUAAACGUGUCGAAUUGAUCAUUUUUUUCUCGCUCAAUAUCUUUCAUUAUCAAAGAGAAGGAAUAACACCUUUAUGAAUGGUGUUCAAUAUCUCCGAAGGCUUUAUCCUUUCUUCCAAAUAAUGAGGAUCGGGGCGUUAUAAUCGUCAUUCUUUGGUUUGGAUUAUCUUCGCUGCAAUUACCUCAGCCUGAACCCGACCUUCACAAAUGCUGAACGGGAGCAGUCACUCAAGUCACUCGCCCACGUCGCUCAACGGGGCGCCCUCUACACCCAACGGCUUCAGCAACGGCCCRGCCAUGUCGUCCACCGCCUCCCUGUCCAAUCAGCAGCUGCCYCCMGCCUGCGGRGCCCGCCAGCUCUGCAAGCUCAAGCGRUUCCUCACCACGCUGCAGCAGUUCGGCAACGACAUCUCGCCCGAGAUCGGAGAGCGGGUCCGCAGUCUGGUGCUGGGUCUGGUGAAUUCCACCCUGACCAUAGAAGAGUUCCACUCCAAACUCCAGGAGGCUACCAACUUCCCGCUGCGUCCCUUUGUCAUUCCGUUCCUCAAGGUAAGCACAUCAAAACACAACGUAGACACUCCCUCCCUGUUCCCAGAAGGCUGCCUAGGAAUCCCCAGGUUAUUUUCCAGUAUGACCAAAGACUCAGAGAGAGACGGGCACCACCCGGAGCACCUGGCCAAGCGGCCCUGCACCAUCAGCCCUGUAACAGGAGUGGAUGCAGGCGCGUGGUCAGGGCUGGCGCGCGUCAGCGAACGCAUACCGGGGCGGGCGCGAGCGAGUGCAGGGCGGUCGCUGGCGGUGGUGCGGAGCCGUGAGGCACUGCUGGAGCUAAGCCUCCUUAGGACUCCGCGAGAGACUCCUUCCCCCACCACCACUGCGUUCGGGGCCGGGCGACGAGAGCUGGAGCCAAGCUCUCCUCUGGAACGUGUGUCGGGGCGGACGGCGCACGGGUUGCGCCUGGAGCGACGGGUGUCUCCAGAGAACACUGCCUUGCCCGGGAGGCCCCCUGUAGACCCUGGCCACAGACCGUGCAUGGUGCCUCUCUCCCAGGAAGUCUUUGCUGCUCAGAGCGGCGCUCUGAUCAUGUCUCCCCCUCCCUCCCUCCUUCCCUCCUCCUCCCCCCUGCAGCUGCUCAACUGCAUCAUGGACAUGGUGGAGAAGACACGGCGGUCUCUCACGGUGCUGCGGCGUUGCCAGGAAGCCGACCGCGAGGAGAUGAACCACUGGAUCCGACGCUACAGCGACGUGGAAGAUAUGAAAAAAGGUGGGAGCAACGGCCAGCCACGCCCUCCUCCUCCUCCUCUACCUCUACCUCCUCACAACUCCUCCAACACUCCUAACAACGUCGAGACACAGCAGCCCAUAGAGAUUCAUAGGGACUUCCUGCACAGACCUGCGUCUGGCUACCUACCUGAGGAGAUCUGGAGGAAGGCUGAGGAGGCAGUGAACGAGGUGAAGAGGCAGGCCAUGUCGGAGCUACAGAAGGCUGUGUCGGACGCUGAGAGGAAGGCCCAUGAGAUGAUCUCCGCUGAGAGGUCCAAGAUGGAGAGGGCGCUGGCCGAGGCCAGGAAACAGGCCUCUGAGGAUGCACUGACCGUCAUCAACCAGCAGGAGGACUCCAGCGAAAGCUGCUGGAACUGUGGACGCAAGGCCAGUGAGACGUGCAGCGGCUGCAACACGGCGCGCUACUGUGGCUCCUUCUGCCAGCACAAAGACUGGGAGAAGCACCACCACGUCUGUGGCCAGGGUCUACAGGGCCUCCCCGGGGGCAGCAGUGUUCCUCUGGGCACCCCCUCCUCCAGCGCACCCCCUACACACUCAGAGAGCACCCCCCCUGGUCCACUCUCCCUGCCCGGCCAGACCAGUGGUGGUGGGGGAGGCAGUCUCUCCGGGAGUCCUAAGGAGGCUAGCUCCAGCAGUGCCUCACGCUCCACCACCCCAGCGACCCCUGCACUGCUGGACGCCACCUCUCGCUGACCCCGCCCUGCCACGCCCAGUCACUCCCACUGAUGCUACAGUACAGCUGCCAUCCAUCCUAAAUGAACAGAGGAAUCUCCAUCGAUCGCACUGCACCCUUUCCUUCUUCUGUACGGCAUCUGUAGUGGUCCUACCGUGAAUACUGCACCGUUGACUACUUCUUAGCUACCUGAAGUCCUCGUUUUCUCCUCAACGUCCCCCCAAAAAUCGUUCUGACUGUCUCUCAGCCGCACAGACUUUCUCUCUGUCAAACUCGAAACUAGUCAAGGGGUCCACUGUUGUGUUUAGCAUGGCUAGGGCUUAAUUUACUGAAUGCUCAAAAUAAACCAAUGCAGAAGCAGAACUUCCUCUCUAUUACAAAAAAAACCCACACCAGACUUGGUUAUUGAACUCUGAUAAUGUCAUGUGAAGAUAAGCUUUGUUAUAUGCCAGACCAACACGUGGCCUCAGUAACAUAAGCCCAGUCAGUGCUGUGUAUGUCGGGGGCUUGCAUUGCAUGAGACCCGUUAUGGUACCACACGUAUUGUGAAGAAGAGAUCUGAAUUUAGCACUUGGAGAGGAUUUCCCUUUAACGCAGCAGCAGUGGGAUGACUCUUAACCCCCAGCAUGUGCACUAACAGCCCAGACCUCUGAGAGAUGGAUAGAUAGAUGCGUCUAUAGAACAGGCUCCUCUGUGUACUGGGCCAUGGACAUGUUCUGAUUGAGGUCCCCUAUCUAAGAAGCCAGACACCAGUCAGGAAACCCCUCUUCCGAUGGAGGAGAGGGGAUAAGAUACACUCAUGGUGUGAUUUUUUUUCUCCUCAGAAACUCUUCCAUAAUACGGCUAAUUAUUUAUCUAAUGAUUCAUUUUUGGGCUUUAAGGAAGACAAAGAAAAGUCCAAAUAUUCUAAACAAAUAAUAAUAAGAAAAAUCAUUAAAAAAAAAAGUGAACUACCUUGCUAGCGAGCCAAGAAAAUGACACCGGACUCACCUCUCUGUACCGAUGUGAACCCAAAUGAAUUCAAAGAAGGGAAAAACAUGAUCCAAACCUUUUUAUUACACUGCCAAAGUUACUAAGAGACAAGGAGAAGCACUCAUCUUGUAACCAAACGCAAGCAACUUCACCUCCUCAGCAGCAAAGCUCUGGGAGAUAAAGGCUGUAGAGCAACAACAGGAGUCACACAAAAACUCUAUAUUGAGUGUACUGUAGCUGGCCUCUGUCAGCCUGAAAAUACCCACAGUGAUCCACAGAGAGAGAAAUCCAGAGCAAACAUUUGAACCGCCUGCCACAAAAGACAAUUGAAAUGGAAGGACGAACCACUGAAUGUGACAGUGAUUUAUGUGAAUGGCAACGGAAUGGACAAAGAAGCAGCUACUUGGCCUCAAAAAGAAGAUGAAAGGCAUUGGAACUGCCAAAAAGAACCUCAAAAAAACUGAUAACCUGUCCAAGCAAGCAUUGUACAGUACGGAUAAGACUUUUGUUCCUAAUUAUGUUUUUUAACUCUAUCAAGAGGAUACAUUUCAGUCGUACCUUUUCACCCUCCUUUUCCAAAGCAUGACAAACAGACUAACGAGCCUCAUAAGCGGUGUAGACUCAGUUCUCUUCUCUCUCUUUCUACCUCCCCCCCACUUUCCUGUAUGUUCCUCCCUAAAACUCUCUCGUUCCUCAGUCAACCCUACCCCCUUUGGACAUAACCUCUGAGCAGAUAUCUGGGAAGGGAUCAAACCUGCUUGUAGAUAUUCCUUUCUUUGUUUCUCGAUAAAAAAAAAUGUCUCUGUCUCUGGUGUCCACCUGUGCUGCCCUUGUGCGUUUUCAGAAAGAGGGACUUUUCUUCUUUUUAAGUUUGGACAAAACAUUGAAGCAGGAGCAAAGACACUCUAGGAGAGAAAACCCCAUGUUGUACUUAUUGUUCAAUUUGUUGUAUCUUUAUCAAUGAAAAGAAAAUCCUCUUGUAGAAUAUUUUAUAUUGCUCGCAUUGUAAGACAGUGAGAGGACYGAGGUGCAAUAUGAAGAGAAUUCAGCUACUGYYUGYAWCCUCAGCKACUACCCAUAGGGGGUCAUAUAAUAUAGAUACAUAUAAAUAUAUUUAAAAUAACAUCAGUAACUUAAUGUGAAUGUACAUAGUAUUUAAAGAGGUCCAAAAAUGUGUUUGCCAAAUAACAGAAACCUUUAAAGUAAUGUACAAUGUCCAGAAUAUGAUUUCUUUCCAGUUAAUUUUUUAAUCAAAGGAAUUUUCAUUUCUCAUAAAUCCUUCUUUUCUACCAGAUUAGCAAAAUCUGUUGAGUGUGUAAUCUCAAAAAGAUGUUAUGAGGAGGGAUGUUGGCAGCGAUAGUGGUUUUCUUCUGGAGUCACAGUUCUUAUAGCUCCCCCUGUGAUUGAUGGCAGCGUACUCCACUGACUCCCUUCAAGAGGAGCCAGCUAUAGCUCUCAUGACAGGCCCAAGAUGAUGGUUUUAAAGAGGAGAAAGAGAGGCUUAUCACACAUUGAUUCUAAAAGCGUCCUAGCAUGAGGCUAAAUUACUCCACUACUCUGGAUAUUGGAUUCAAAACGCAACAACUUGUGCCCAAAAAGUUAUCUGUAUCUGUGUGAAACAUUGCCAUCCAUUGGGCUGAAGUGCCACUGCAGUGGGCCACACUGAAAACCCUGUGGGUUGCCCUCAAAACAAAGCCAACACACUGGUCUGGAAGUCUGAAGCUUAACCUAACCAUGAUACUGCCCAAUCCUUUCACUGGUUAUUUUUUCUUACUCUGUCCAUAGAUUAGUUUGUGAAGAUGCAGUCUCAGUCAUUUAUCCUCAUGUAGGGUUAGGAUCCUAGCAAGGCGAAAAGGACUCAGAAGCUGGGAGAGUUGGAACAGAUGUCUUCACAAUCACAGGCUAACAAGGAGGAAUGCCAUCUCAUACAGUAAUGUCAUCACAAGCUAUAAGUUAAAACAUCAUUAAGUUAGAAUUACAAGCUCAAAUGGCUUUCAAACGUAGCAUUAAAUCGGGGCUGUACCUGCCAUGUUAAAAUGAAUGAUAUAACAAUCCCUAACCAAUUGGCCACAUAACUCUAAAAUGGACCAAGCUGUUGUGUUGUUUUAUCUUCUACUGUUACAAGUAUGGUCUGCCAGGCUCUUUCUCAUUUAAAACCCAGAGUGACAUAUUGACGCAGAAACGAUUAGAUGUCUAUUAGCAUUGACAGUGUGUUUAAUGUAUCACAUAUGUACAUGAUCUAUUUUCCUAUAUGUCAGUAUCGAAAAGUAAUAUAUAAAUCGUUCAAAUGUGACAAGCUGCGAGGUACCCUGCAUCUGCGUGUAUAUGUGUGUCGUAUGUUAUUACCGAUGUAUUGAAAUGACUUCAGCCUGUUUGUGUUUCUAAACCUCUUCAGCCCUCUGCUCUUUAACCCCCACCUGAACAUCCCUCCUGUCUCCUGACCCACCACAAGCUACCUCCUGUGACGCUGCAGCACAUGACUGGGAGAGGUCACUGAGCUUUGGGAGCAGGGCUGCGAGCAGACAUGCAAACUCACACAAACAUCAGAGCAAAUAGGAAACAAACCCGAAAGAUCUAAUACUGAUAACUUUACAAUGUGAAUAUUUUCGCACCUCAACUCUGUCAGUCAGAAAUAGUGAUCAAAUGAGGAACACUCAGAUGAUUUUGAUUCUAGACUCUCUYCGUACACAACACUGURCAGGMUUCGAUYUACAGUAAUUCCUUCCAUACCCAAGCUGAACGUWAAACCAUUACAUGCCAUUUGUAGUCCAAAACAAAUAAAAGCACAGACCAAAGUAUUUCUGCACGGCYGUYGAUUUUGAAAUUGUGUKGAGWAAGACCAGAAAUAAGGAGGCUUGAGGCCAACUAUACCUGUUAACCAAAGUGUCUGAAAUAAACACAUGCUCAAAGCACAAGACAAAAACAAACAACCAACGCAUCUGUGAAGGUGGAGAUUUGUAGAUUAUUUAUUCAAGCAAUCAAAGCGCUUGUUUCUACAUAUCUAAUGCCUCAGAUAAGACUACAGAAACAUCUCCGGAAUGCGUAAUGAUUGCUUUGAGUUUUCUUCCUAAGCCUUGCUUACAGAUGGAAUAAAUGCAUGGUGUGUGUGUGUGUGUGUGUGUGUGUACUUGUUUUUCUCUUUUCACAGUUUCUCUGUACAAACUACUUGAACCUUCAGAGCUUUAAUGAAACAUCUCAGUCAGAAUAAUGGCAGAGAAUUCUAAAGAUGUAGCAGUGCACUGAGAGGGAAAGACAGAGUGAACUCACCCACCAUAUUAUCCACAACAUUACUGUAGGUUUUGAUGACAUUUCAAUACACAUUAUCCUUUAAUGCUCUCUGUGUGCUUUGCUUGUCUGCGAAUCAACCCUGAAACACAAUAACUCUUUGAUUUGUCACAACUUGUGGCAAAUGCUAUUUUUAUUGACCAAAAAAAAAUGUGUGUUUGUAAUAUCUAUCACACCAUCUCUCUCUUUCUCUGCUGUCCCUUCUUUAGCCCAGCAUUGGGGCACAUGUUCUUUGAGCAGGUCUAUACAGGGGUUGAUGCUGUUGGACAUUUGGCCAUGUAAGCUGUCACUGAAAGGACAGCUGAAGUAGAGUUAGCAUGCUGAGUUCCUAUUCUGUGUGACCCACUAAUUCUCUUUUUUUUAUGACCAGACAAGGUCAACAAGGUUCCUAAAGUGGUAUGGGCUCUGAGGAAAGGAUUUAGGUUCUGGACAUGGAAUAAUGGAAGACCAACUGUGUGUGGAGUGUUCUAUUUCAUUCAUGCCCUGUGAUGACUCAUGUCAUAAUGGGGUAUUAGGAGGACUGUUCCUGCCUCUGAUGUAAAAUCUACAUAGCCUGGAGGUCUAUGCCUCUUAUAUAUAGAUAAAGACUGUCAUUCAUUCACACAUACAGACCACUUUCUUAUCUCUUUAGGUUUUUAUUACGGCAUACAUGAAGAGGGCAAAUUCUGUAUUUUCGAUGGCAAAUACUAGCAUGUUGGCAUCAGCCUCUCCCUAACCAUUUACCACCAAUCUAUCAAUGGAGUUUCCUGGCUCAUCUGAUUUUAGCGAUUGAUUGCCCUGUAAAGCCCGCACUGAUACAAAGCUGAUUUGGCAAAAGUGGAUACAGCUCUUGGUCUCCCCAAGCCAUGGUAGGGAUGAAAGUGUUUUGUUUUUGUUUUUUACAUUAUUACUUCAAGACAAAGACUUGGUUUUAUAUGUGUAGGGAAGCAUUAUAUACUGUAUUGUGCAAUACAUUAUUACAGAAAAAAAAAAGUUUCUGUAGGAAAGGUUGGCGCUUUGAAGAAAAAUGUAUUUUCCUCUUUAAGGGUCCUAUUACCAUUCUUUAGAUGAAGUGAACUGUGCCAGAAGAAUUUAAUUCUGAUUUUUAUUUAUUUAUUGCAUGCUUUCCUUCCCUUUUUGCUAUUCCCCUUCUUUAACUGUGCGCUAUGUUGGAUGUGUGAAGCUGUAAACAUUCUAAUUCAGGUUAUCGUCUGUGUUGAGCUAUGUAACUGCGUAAUUAAACAUGAAAUGAAAUAUCAAACAUAUUUCCUGA
Messenger RNA from Salvelinus sp. IW2-2015, 8529 nucleotides. NCBI's taxonomy places the organism in Eukaryota, Metazoa, Chordata, Actinopteri, Salmoniformes, Salmonidae. The record is from RefSeq and is a predicted model, not a curated record.